Eleginops maclovinus (Patagonian blennie) is the source of this 4360-nucleotide messenger RNA. It is a transcript of the gene rmi1, whose product is annotated as RMI1, RecQ mediated genome instability 1, homolog (S. cerevisiae). The coding region runs from base 1470 to 3533 and encodes 687 amino acids. Gene Ontology annotation, cellular component: RecQ family helicase-topoisomerase III complex; nuclear body. The transcript is spliced from 9 exons. Gene Ontology annotation, biological process: resolution of meiotic recombination intermediates; double-strand break repair via homologous recombination. The record is from RefSeq and is a predicted model, not a curated record. NCBI's taxonomy places the organism in Eukaryota, Metazoa, Chordata, Actinopteri, Perciformes, Eleginopidae. Gene Ontology annotation, molecular function: nucleotide binding.
GUUUGACUAAUACAACAAGUCAACUAGACCAAUGAAAACCCACUCAGUGGUGGUUUAGGACCAUUAUUAAUCGAAGGAACACAAUUUUCAUUACAACAGUAUCGCGUCGUAAUAGCAUAGUGGUGUCUGGGUGCAGGGAAACUAAUAUUGCGCAUUAUUUUGGGGUAAACGGUGUCUGCUAUGGGUGCUACAUCCAUGAUACGAGUUGAUCAGCCUGUGAUGAUAGAAUAGUAUCUUAAAUAACCUCACUAUUUAACUGCAUUUUCCUCAGUAACAAGCAAUGCAACGUGAAAGUUAGUAACUGGGGCCGGACAUAAGGUUGUUAACUGUCUCACUUUGAUGACAUUUAACGAACUGAAAGUGAGCUUACGUUAACUUAGCUUAUCUGAAGCUAACAGUUCGACCGUUGGCUAAACCCAGUCGUCGCUAACUCUUUUAGCUACGUGCUUCGUCGUGUGGAUUUCAUCGAGCAACUCCCCCAAAUAACCAAUGUUCACUUAUUCCAGACGUGUAACUAAACGCUAACAUGGUAGAGUGUCGUUUCUGUCUCUUAAUCUAUCGCGGUGUAGUGCAUAAAACAUUACAAUUUGAUUAAUACAAAGACCAGCUCGAGCCUAAACAAGCUAGCGGCUAGCUCAUUUCGCCAUGUUGCCAUCAUUUCGGUUGUGCACAACGGGAGCUAACGUUAGCCAGGCCAGCUAUUUAGACAGCGUUACAUCAGAUAAAAACUAAGCAACAGAGGGACCAUUAACUACAUGUUUCUUUAUAUAGUUACUGUGCACUUAAAAUACAUUAGGUUCAGAAAAAUGAAAACAUCGUCAAAACACAAACCUGCAGAGCAACACCUCUUUCCUUCUCUACCGAACAUGGAAUCUACAGGUUUUCGUAGAGUGUGCCGAUUGGCGGAGAAAAACGCCAAUCAAACAGUCGGGACUCACAAUUGGCUAGAAUAAACGUCAGUCGCAAGAAAAUAGGCGUUUCCAAACUGUAUUUCCGUGUGCUGAUACAUCCGUGAAUUUCAGUGUGGCUGCUCUCAAGUUAUUCCAGUUUAUAAGUACCAAGACGUGACCAUCCCCAGAGACAGGGCUUAUAAAAGCGGACGUGUGUGCAUAAAAAUAACAGAAGCAAUUCUCCUAUUUUCUUGGUUCAUAAUAGACUAAUCUCCUGUGAUAAACCACCACAAGAUUUGGCGGCAAGUGGUUCAGGAGAUACAGAGAGAACAUGACUCCUUAAACUACCUAUAAAUCCUGAGGGAUUACAGGGUGCAAGGCAAUGAGUUAAAUUGUUGACAUUUGAACCAUAACUUGUGUAUACAAUUAGGGUCUUUGCUAACGUGUGCUCUUUGGGAGGAUCAUUACUGAUAAAUGCAAUCAAAUAGAAAAUAACAGAACUGUCUUAAUAUAAUAACAAGGAACAGUGAGGACAUUAUCUGGAAUUGGCCUUGUCACAUACACACAAAAGAAAAGAGGAUGACCCCUGAGGUUCAGGCAGUGGUACAUUCUACCCAAGCCUGGCUGCGUUCCUCCUGGCAAGUUCAGGUGCCCUUUGCCUGGCUGGAGGCCUGCGUGGAGUGGCUGCAGGAGGAGGCAGGAGGAGCAGGUCGUCUGUCACAGCAGCAAAUCAACCAACAGGCGCUGGACCAGUGGUUGCUGACAGACCUGAGGGACCUGGGCCACCCGGUUCUCCCGGAGAGUUUCUCCCAGGCCCAGCAGACUGAACUCAGCGGCACCUUCUGUGUCCAGGUUGACUCAUUACUGGACAUUGGUCAGCCUGCAUACGGUCAGCUGCAGAAGUGGAAGGGCUCGGAUUGUACCAACGACGAUGUGUCUGCUGUCACACAGGCCACCCAGAGGCCCUGGGAAGCCAGACCAACACGCAUGCUACUGUUGCAGGUGACCGAUGGAGUCCAGAGCUUGGAGGCAAUGGAGUAUCAGUCCAUUCCUGCACUCAGCACAGCUCUCAGGCCUGGUGUGAAGCUUCAGCUGCAGGGGAAGAUGGUUUGCAGACUUGGGAUGCUUCUGUUGGGGCCUUCCAACAUAAAGGUCCUGGGUGGUGAAGUAGAAGAACUGGUGGAGAGGAAUACACCGGGGAAGGUGCUGUGUCGGACACUGGGACUUCCUGAGGAGGAGCAGCAGCAGCAGCAGCAGCAGCAGCAGGAGAGGGCGGAUCCAGCACAUCAACAAGGUAACCAGGAAGUGGAGGACCUGGAGUUCGAUGACGCAGAGCUGUUGGCCAGUGUGGAGGCCCAGGAGGUGGCGGGGAGGGUUCCCGUUGGUCCUGUUGGAGACAGCGGCUACGGGACGCUCGGUGAGACCUACACUCAAUCCCAAAGAAGCUCCUCAGUCAGGAGCCUCGUCUCGACAGCCUCAUCCAGAAGUGGUUUGAUCCAGGGCAACCGAGGUGGUUCAGUCCAAGGUUGUCUCCAGGGUAACGAACAAGAGGACUUUGACCUUUUAAAUCAACCAGAGAUCCUUGAUCACAACAUGACAGAUGAAGACUUUCCUGAUGAAGACUUUGACGAUCUUCCUCUAGAUGAGUUGGACAGUGUGAUUUUGAGUAGUACAAACAUUACUGCGCAGUCUGAUGGUAUUCACAGGAGCACGCCACAGAACAACAAUAUACUAACAGGAAAUCCUAACAGAGCAACAAAUGCCCAAACUGCUCAGUCUGAGCUGCACACUUCGAAUGACUCUGGCUCACAACUUGGAUCAAACAACUCCAGGUCCAACACACAGAAAAGAGACUUUGCUAAAAGAGCAGCAGCUUUAGAAUCAGAUGUUGUUGCUGACGAUGAAAGUGAUUUCUUGGAUGAAGAAAUGGACUGCUUUCUUGCAGAGGUAGACACUGGGAGGUUAAAUCAGCUCCCUGUCCAUCAAGGACCUAGCAAAUACAGGGAGAGCUCUACCAACAAAACAGACACUGCAGGCUCCAGUUGUAGGAUUACCAGCGAGUCAUCAAAAAGUGUAACACAGUCUGCAUUUGAUAGCUCGCAUAACACAGCUCAAGUACAAAAUAACACCUCAACCACUGCAGUAUUUGAUAGACUAUCCGCUAAAGCUGAACCUCAGUGUAGCUCGCCCCCUGCUCUCACGCUGACCUCUCCACCUUUUACAUAUUUGUGCGUAUUUGAAGAGAUGAUGUCCAAACCACAACAUCACACCACAGAAAUCCGAGUCAAGGCUUUCAUUGUGACUCUCUUGGGAAAACUGAGCAGCAACAACGGUUUUUGGCGCGUCUGUGCUACAAUAUCCGAUGGAACCGGGUACAUGGACGUAGAGCUGUCCAACGAGGUUUUGACGGGCCUGCUGGGCUUCUCGGUGGCGGAGAAGGGGGCUCUGAAGCGUGACCCAGCUAGGAGAGGGGAGCUCGACAUCGGGAUGAGGAGGUGUCAGGAGGAGUUGGUGGACAUGUGCAGUGUUAUGACUAUCGUGGUCGGACCAGAUGGCAGAAAAGCUGUCGUGACCAGGGCGGACCCCGUCAAUGAGAAAGUGGUCCAGCAGCUGGAGCAGAGGGUGAGAGACGGGAAAAAAUAGACAUGCGCUUGAGGGGAAGUGGGGGCGAUAAUGAGAACAUUACAGAUGGGGAGAAAUGUAUUGCACUUAAGCAGAGAUGAAAAAUUGCAAAUACUGUAUAUACAUCGCCUUGAAAAUUGUCCCUCAGGUAAUGAAGCUAAGUUUUUUUAGGAUUGGUAUUCAAUCUGCCCUUCUGCUGUGGAUUUGGAGAGCAGGUUGUGUGAACUGGAUGUCUGAUGAUCAGCAAGAAGCGUGUUGCAAGGCAUCCAUAUGGUAUAUGUAAAUGUAACACCCUGUCAUUUGUCACUAUAUGAUUUCCUUUAUCUAUUUAAAGAACUAUGUCUGCUUCAAAUGCACUGCAUCAUUCCCAAAGAUAACCAAUACAUAUCUAUACUAAAUCUUAAUGAUUGGUUUUCAACGUAUUAGUUAAAAACUCCCUGAUUGUAUUUUAACUUAUAUGAGGAGAAGAGCGAAGCAAGUGAGAUGAGAGAAGGGAGCCGGGGGAGAAAAUAAGCCAUGUUCUGAUUGUUGUAAUGAAUUGCCAGCCUUUGCAUCCAUUCAGUACAUUCAUUACUUCUGACUGAAAAAUGAUUGAAUAUUCAAGGGCAGCAUGGGUCUUUAAUAAAGCCCACCGGAGGAGAAAGAGAGGAAAGGGAGAUAAUAAGGAGACCAUGAGCUUCGAUGAUAUGUGUUUAUGUAGGGCAAUAUAUAUAUAUAUAUGUAUACAUGUAUAUGUAUACCACACUGAUGUGAUGUCUUGCCUGUAUUAACUGCAUAUUGAUAUAAAUUGUUUUUUAUUUAUUUUCUUUUACACUGACUAAUAAAACUUUCCAUUUCUCAGUGUCAAA